Molecule: messenger RNA, 443 nt
Organism: Staurois parvus
Lineage: Eukaryota; Metazoa; Chordata; Amphibia; Anura; Ranidae
Source: the annotation of a GenBank genome assembly
CACCGAUCCACGGAAAGAGCCAAAGAUGUCGGCUCGGUCAUGUGAUCAGCUGUGUCCAAUCACAGCUGAUCACAUGAGGGGACAUGUACACUGAUGAUAAGAGCACUGAUGAUCAGUGUGCCCUGAUGAUCAGUGUAGCCCCAGCAGUGCCACCUGUUAGUGUCCAUCAGUGCCAGCUGUCAGUGCUCAUCAGUACCACGUGCCAGUGCACAUCAGUGCCACAUAUCAGUGCCUACCAGUGCACACCAAUGCCACAUAUCAGUGCCCAUCUGAGCUGCCUUUCAGUGUCACCCAUCAGUGCCAGUCAGUGCCACCUAUCAAUGCCAAUCAGUGCCACCUAUCAGUGCUGCCAAUCAGUGCCGCCUAUCAGUGCCAGUCAGUGCCGCCUAUCAGUGCCAGUCAGUGCCGCCUAUCAGUGCCCGUCAGUGCCGCAUAUCAGUGCC